AUGAACUGGAAACUUCAUGUUAACAUUUUUCUUUAUAUUAUUGGUUCAUGUCUGUUUAUUAUCGGUUCAAUCUUGUUUCAUCCUCACUUUUCAAAAGUCGAUUCAUUGUACAAAACUGGUGUAUUAACUUUCACAUUCGGUUCGAUUCUCUUCGGUCUGGGUUCACUGCAGCAACUACUCGCCGACUUUCGAUCGAUUUCUUCAAAUAACAACGAAUUGCUUAUUAAUGAAGUUACACCGUUUCAUAUGGAUUUGGCAAUAUCCAUUUGUCGAAAUACAAUUGGAAGUGUCAAUGGUUUUCUGUUUACAAUUGGAUCGGUAGCAUUUUGGCCUACAUAUGGUCAUUGUGGUUCGCUUGUCGGAAAUUGGAUGUACCGAUGCGGUGCAUUUCUUGGCGCAGUAAAUAGUAUGUGGCAGCUCAUUCGACUACAAAUGAAAUCGACAGCAAUGACAACGAUGAAACUAUUGACUCUGUUAUCACUAUUAGGAUCAAUUGCAUUUCUCAUCGGUGGCGGAUAUUUUAUAAUCGAUGAAAAACAUAAUGUCGAAGGUAGUUUUGUUUGGCUUGCAGGAUCAGUUGCGUUUUUGUUAUCGUCAAUGCUAACAUAUAAACUAUAA
This is a messenger RNA of Rotaria socialis, 618 nucleotides long. The record is from the annotation of a GenBank genome assembly. NCBI's taxonomy places the organism in Eukaryota, Metazoa, Rotifera, Eurotatoria, Philodinida, Philodinidae.